Messenger RNA from Bemisia tabaci, 1921 nucleotides. RefSeq names its product chitin deacetylase Cda4 (gene Cda4). Gene Ontology annotation, molecular function: chitin binding; hydrolase activity, acting on carbon-nitrogen (but not peptide) bonds. Lineage: Eukaryota; Metazoa; Arthropoda; Insecta; Hemiptera; Aleyrodidae. Gene Ontology annotation, biological process: carbohydrate metabolic process. Gene Ontology annotation, cellular component: extracellular region. The record is from RefSeq and is a predicted model, not a curated record.
GGCUCAUGGUCACAUGGAGGUGGAAGAGGCCAAGAAUCCAGUUUCCAUUGAAGAAUGAGAAAGAACACUGCUACACUGCUCAACUGGUACCAGUCGUCAGGAACUCUUUAUAGAAAGUCCAAACUCCCCGCGUCCGCGACGCGCUCCGCCGAAUCGGCUUGCUUUCAUGACUCCGUUUUUCCCUCGCCCAACCUCCAUGUCCACGAUUUCAACCCCCUUUUCCUCCAAAUAAUCCCUGCUCCCCCGCUCAGUGAACAGUGAUACCGUCAUGUUGAGUGCAUUCAAGUUCGUCCUGCUGUCGCUCCUUUCGGCGUCAGUGAGGUGCCAAGACAAUAAUAACAACGACUCAAGGAACAGCAAGCGAUUUUUUGAGGACAAUAAAGGGCAAGAAGAAUUUAUAUGUCCUGAGGGUGCUGGAAAUGGCAAUUUUGCGGAUCCGGCCACGUGCAGGAGAUUUUAUCAGUGCGUCGACAACUAUCCAUACUUAAACAGGUGUCCCUCCGGCCUUUACUUCGACGAUGUUAACAAACUUUGCACAUUCAAAAGUGAAGCUAGGUGCGGUCCUCUUCCAACGACAACUGCACCAUCAACGGAAACACCAACAGACAACGCAGUGAAGUGCAACACAGGUUCCUGCCAACUGCCAUACUGUUUCUGCUCGAGUGAUGGAACUCGAAUUCCCGGCGGUUUAAAUCCAUCUGAGACCCCUCAAAUGAUUCUAUUGACUUUCGACGGUGCUGUCAAUCAGAAUAACUACCCAUACUACCAGAAAGUGCUGUCCACCCGGAAGAACCCCAACGGAUGCCCGAUCAAAGGAACCUUCUUCAUUUCUCACGAAUAUUGUGAUUACAACAUGGUUCAAGAGCUAGCGCACGAGGGACAUGAAAUUGGAACUGAGACAAUCUCACUUCAACAAGGGCUUCAAGAUAAAGGUUACGAAGAAUGGGUCGGAGAAAUGAUUGGCAUGCGAGAAAUCCUCCGUCAUUUCGCAAACAUCUCCAGAAGCGACAUUGUUGGAAUGAGAGGUCCAUUCCUCAAGCCAGGCCGAAAUGCACAGUACGAAGUUGCUGAAGAUUUUGGAUACAUCUACGACAGUUCAAUCGGUAUUCCACCCCUAAAAAUACCAAUCUGGCCAUACACUCUAGACCACAAAAUACCUCAUGAAUGCAAAUCUGGAACUUGCCCCACAAAAUCAUUCCCAGGUAUUUGGGAAGUUCCGCUGAACGCCCACUACGUCGAGACUUACGAGGGUGGUCACUGCCCUUACUUGGACCAAUGCGUGUUGCAUAACCACGACCCCGACGAGGUAUUCGAGUGGCUCAAAGAGGACUUCGAGCGAUACUACACGCAGAACAGAGCGCCGUACAUGAUGCCUUUCCACACGAACUGGUUCCAGAUCAAAGAACUUGAAAGAGGUCUCCACAAGUUCAUCGACUGGGCCAAGGCCAAGCCUGAUGUUUGGUUCGUAACGAUAACGCAAGCGCUCACCUGGAUGACCGAUCCAAAACCAGCCAAAGAUCUAAGCACGUACGAGCCAUGGAAGUGUGAUAAAAAAGACGCCCUCCCAGCGCCGCCAUGCAAUUUGCCCAACAAAUGUGCUCUUUCAUUCAAGCCCCCUUCUGCCAACUUCUCCACUACUAGGUAUCUAUCAACAUGCAGAGAAUGCCCGAACCGGUAUCCAUGGCUGGGUGACUCCGAGGGCACAGGAAUAUCAGGAAAAGACGUAUACACGCCCGAAACGCAAAGGAGGAAGUAGAUACGAUCAAUCUCCCACAAAAUCGUCAAAAGCAUCGUGAUUACAAUAUAAAACAAAGAAGAACUGUUAAUUUUAAUUCUUUGCGAUGAAGAAAAUGAUUCUCCUAUUUUCGUUCAGAUUUUCUUAAAAUUAGUCAUCCGAAUAAAUCCGUAAAUUUCAAAAUGA